CAGGAGCAGGAAACCCUUUGGAUUGUUCAUUCUAGUGUGAGUGCCUUCCUGUGCUAUUAUUCAAUUCAUUUGUUUAUUUAUUUAAUCUGUCGGGUUUCAAACUGGCAGAUUAAAUUAUCUCUUCACCUCUGGUCUGGUGGCGCCCCGAUAAUGUUGAGAUACAUGGGAAGGCAAACGCAUUGAGACAAGAAAUACCUAGUUUACAAAUGUCUUGUUUUUUAUGAUGGCUAGAGAAUAUGAUCAUUUAUUUAAAUUACUGAUUAUCGGGGAUAGCGGUGUUGGUAAAAGUUCACUUUUACUUAGGUUCGCUGAUAACACAUUUACAGGGAAUUAUAUAACAACGAUAGGAGUAGAUUUCAAAAUACGAACUAUAGACCUUGAGGGAGAAAAGGUUAAACUUCAGAUUUGGGAUACUGCUGGUCAAGAACGGUUUAGAACCAUAACAUCAACAUAUUAUAGGGGAACACAUGGUGUUAUUGUUGUGUACGAUGUUACGAGUGGUAGUUCAUUUGCAAACGUUAAGCGGUGGCUUCUUGAAAUUGAACAAAACUGCGAAGUUGUCAACAGGAUAUUAGUGGGAAAUAAAAAUGACACACCUGAUCAGAAGGUUGUGUUAACUGAAGAUGCUCAAAGGUUUGCUGAUCAAAUGAAUAUACAGCUUUUUGAGACCAGCGCAAAAGAAAAUCUCAAUGUAGAAGAGAUGUUUAUGGCAAUCACAAAGCAAGUGUUGCGCACAAAGAAGGAAAGGAAAGAACGUCAAGCGAACCAAAAUAAUGAUACUGUUAAUUUAAGAAAACCUAACAAAAGCAAAAGAAAGUAUUGCUAAUAUUAAUGUUCGCUAACUAUAAGAAAUGUAACCAAAAGGAGAAAAGAAGAGGUGGUCAUUAGAAUUAUAAUUAAUAUUUCUCAGUGUUUGUUUAUAUAUAACACAAUAAGUUUGUAUGGAUUUCACAAACAAUUUUACAAAAAUAAACGUUAUGAUCGUUCAUAUGUAUAUUGUACAUAAUUAAGGUUAGAAUUGUGGAGCUUAUACCUCUGGUUCCUUUUCGAGGCUCAGUUUUGAAUAAAAUAAAUUGAACUUUUGUAUAAUGUGCUAUCAGAUUAUUUUAUAAAAGUAAAUGCAAUACAAUGUUUGUAAACAAAAAAUUCUAUUAAUUGCUUGCUAUUUUUUUUAAUAUCUAAAAAUGGCAUUUCUCAAAGGAAAUCAAAACUAUUAAUUUCCUUAAAAAAUAAUAAAUUAUAAAAUAAAAUGAGACAAUCCCAUUUUUUUGUUGCAAAAAUCCUUUAUUGCCUAAUUCGGUUACAUAUAACUAUGUUAGAAUUAGGCCCAAUGUUUUUCACUGCAAAAACAAAAAUUGGACAUUUUUAUUUUGGUUAGUUUUAUUGUAUGAUAAAGGUUCACAAGCUUUUAUACUUGGAUGUAUAUUAAAAGGCAUGAAUGAUCAUCAUAUUUUUAGAUUACAUUUAGAGAUUUUUUUUUUCCAUCAGGAGUGAUGAUAGUUUAAUAUUGUUAUUUAUAUUCACCCAACAACCAUGGUUCAUGGUUGGAAAUAAAGAAGGAAAUAUUAUGUGAUCAAAAUUAUUUGUUAUAUUUUUCAAAAUAUAAAAAAUAAAACUGGUGCAAUCUUGUUACCAAAUUUGCAAACAAUCAAUUUGUAUGAAAUGAGAUACUGGUCCAGUAUGUUACCAAAUAGUGAUGGUUCAAAAAAUUUUUUUUUAAAAGUUAUAUCUAACUUAAAUUUUAUUCCUCUACUUUUAAAUCAAGUUUCUAGCACUGAAUUAUAACUAAAUUAUUUACUGUAUCAUCACAAAUUGUUUUUGUGGUAUUAAAA
Molecule: messenger RNA, 1832 nt
Organism: Cimex lectularius (bed bug)
Lineage: Eukaryota; Metazoa; Arthropoda; Insecta; Hemiptera; Cimicidae
Product: ras-related protein Rab-35
Exons: 5
Coding region: 221-826 (201 amino acids)
Biological process (GO): endocytic recycling; regulation of DNA-templated transcription
Cellular component (GO): endosome membrane; plasma membrane
Molecular function (GO): GTP binding; GTPase activity; DNA-binding transcription factor activity
Source: RefSeq, a predicted model, not a curated record